AUGGAGUUGGUGCUCUCGAUGGAGAACAUCUUCCUCUACCACAUGGUGCUGGGCGCCUUCAAAGUCCCCCCACGGAUGGCCCGCUUCGCACUUUUGGUGGUCUCCCUCUUCCAGAUGGUCUUCCAAAUGUUCCUCUUCAUGGGCAUCGCGGCCUUCAUCCAAGACCUGGAGAUCUUGCCAUACCUCCUGGGCGCUUGGCUCAUCGUCGUGGGGAUCCAGACCAUGCGUGAUGAUGAUGAAGAAGGCUGGGUAGGCUUCGACGCCGCCAACUCGGAGGCCUAUAAGACCUGCCGCCUGGCGCUGGGCGACCGCCUGCUGCCGCGCUAUGAUGCGGAGGGGCGGAUCUUCGUGUACCAGACGCUUUUCUGGGGGGGAAUGGCAAGCUCUCAGAGCCCCGGCAAGGGAGAGGGGGUGCGUGAGGAGUGGGUGAGGCUGAAAUGGGGGAUUCUCAAAGAGGUGACGAUGAUGGGGCCCGUGAUUCUGUGCUUGCUCGCCAUCAUGUUCGCCAUGGAGGCCGAACAGCCCGGUGAAGCCGGUGAAGCCGAGGAAGGUGCCUUCACCUGCUGCCCCCUUCACCUGCUCUGGCACACGGGUAAGACCAGAGCUGAGCACGGCGGAGUGGACGUGACCUUGGCCAAGAUCGAGGAGAUUGACAACCAUUUCAUCGCUUGGUCCUCUUCGGUGCUUGCAGCGUUCGCCUUGCCGGAGCUUUUCGUUGUGGUCUGUGAGCUCUUGAGGCGCUUCUACCUCUUGAAGCCUGCGAUCAGCUUCCUGGUGAUGUUCUUCGGCAUUUUGCUGCUCUUCCGGGACACCAUCGAGCUGGGUGAUGCGGCGGAGCUCAGCGUCAUGCUGGGCAUCGUCUUCGGCUCCAUCCUCGUGUCACCGCUGCUGGGCUAUCCCGAACGCUCGGGCGCCAGCUACGACGGCCUGGACCGCGGGUUCCUGCGGAUGGGGGAAGGGAUCGGAAAAGGGUAG
Messenger RNA from Durusdinium trenchii, 975 nucleotides. The record is from the annotation of a GenBank genome assembly. NCBI's taxonomy places the organism in Eukaryota, Dinophyceae, Suessiales, Symbiodiniaceae.